CUUUCUACUACUCGAUGAACAUUCUGUUUGCCGGACCACCUUGACGUCAAUCAAUCAUAGACCCAGAUAUGUGAUGCUCAAACAGCCGUUGAAAGCUUUUGUUACCCACAGCUCUUUAAUGCGCCAACUAUCACCCUUCCUCUCAAACCACGGCGAGCUAUGAACGAUGAUUCCGAGCCGAGCUUCGCGGCCCGGCAGCAGGAGCAGGAGCAGCAGCAGCAGCAGCAGCACAUCCCGCCACACAAUGCAAACGAGGAUGGCAGCCGGCGCAAUGACAACCAUGAGCGGUCCACGGAGCUGAACGGCAGCGCUCAUGAUGAUGACGAUGAUGACCAGACGUCACGGGAGGAGAAGCGCAAAUUGGGCCUGAAGAAGAAGCUGCAGUUUAUGAGCCACCUGCAGAGAAAUCUCGACAUGAUCUAUUUUGCCUAUCUCUGCACAUUAUACUAUAUGGAAUGUUCCUUUCUCCGUCUAUUCGUACGCAUCAUCCCACACUUCAUGUUCAUUACCCCGAAAGAGGGUCCCGUCCUUCUACCGGCCGAACGUCCCCAUGUCUUUGCCAUCCUCGGACCGAAUUUGGUAUGCAUCCUUGCACACAUCAUCUCUGCACCACCAGCCGCCGGCGAAGCGACGCGCGGGUAUCUACACGGGGGCGUGAUUGUCGACUUUGUCGGGCAGAAGCCACCAACGACGAGGCUAUGUCCUUUGUUCUUCGAUGCGGUGAUACUGGCUAUCCAGUGCUUGAUGUUGGCUAUCCAUACGGAGCGGGAGAAGCUGCGCAAGGUUGUGAAUCCCUCCUUACAACCUCUCUGGGCCGGUCCCGGCCAGGUUGGACAGCAGACGGGGGCAUCAGGUAGCGACGGCGUGCGCCAGCCGGAGACUUCCCAAACUUUGGAUGCGGAAGAACGGGGCGUGAAUAGGGAAGAUGAGAUGGCUCUAGGCGAUGGAGAAGGGAUCGAAACAGACCGCCUGGUGGCAGAAAGCCGUGGUGGUCAGGGGCAGGAUGAUGAACAGCGGCUGGGGUCCAACUAUUCUCCAGCAUCUGCCGGCAUAGACUUGUUUGACGUUAUGAGAUCAGGCAAUGCCAGUGUGGGUAGCUUUCAUCCAGUACACGCCAUACGUACGGUGGGGAAUGACUACCAGACGGCUGCGACUUACACGGUCCAAAGCCUUGGUUUCCAUGCAGCCGCCGUUGCUGGCAACCGGGGAGUUAGAGGACUUGCUGGGAUUGCGAAUAGAGCGGCCAGACAGGGGACAUGAUAAGAAAGCAUUUGUAGACACUAAUGCUUAGUGCCGAGACCCACGAAAGCGAAUUUGAUACAGC
Neurospora hispaniola is the source of this 1324-nucleotide messenger RNA. Its product is annotated as DUF1746-domain-containing protein. The record is from RefSeq and is a predicted model, not a curated record. The transcript is spliced from 2 exons. Gene Ontology annotation, cellular component: endoplasmic reticulum; Dsc E3 ubiquitin ligase complex. Lineage: Eukaryota; Fungi; Ascomycota; Sordariomycetes; Sordariales; Sordariaceae. Gene Ontology annotation, biological process: SREBP signaling pathway. The coding region runs from base 160 to 1260 and encodes 366 amino acids.